UAGGAGGUUAAGCAAAAUACACAUAAGUGAUUAAUAUUUAGCAUUUGACCUAUACAUUUUGAUUAAAUUUCAAAAUAGCCAUUAAAAUACACAUGCGAUGAGCUGGAAUAGGUGAAAUACGAUAAACUGUUAACUUGUUGAAAAGUUAGGUGCAUAUUGAUAAAUUUCCCUUGUUUAUCUUUAUAAUAACAACAAUGUCUAUACUACAACUACUAUUGUCAUUUUAUUAUUACUGGCAGAUUUAUUGCUUUAUGAAGAUUUAAAAGAACCAAUACAUCACCUGUUAGGAGGUGCAAGUUAGUUCGAGUAGAAGGUUAAAAAGGGGCGAAGGUUAAAAAGGGGCAAAAGGUAGGCGCAAAAGGACAUAGCUGGAAGUGGUGAGAAAAGAUACGGGGACUCAUGGAAGCACAAGGUGUGACUCUUAAUAGAGCAGACUGGCAGACCAGGAUUCGUUUAGCUGAUUGCAAUUAGUUGGGAAAAAGUUUUGAUGAUGAUGAUGAAGAUUUAUAAGCAUAUGAUAAUGGACCUGCAAGCAUGGUUGAUCUUUAGGGGCAUAUAUGACAUUUAACCAAACUGCUGUACUUGAGGGCAUAGUUGUCCACUUUGUGCUGUUGGGGAUUCUCUGGAAGGGCUAUGAUGGCUCUUCAGAUAAAUUCAAAAGAAAGAUGAGGUCAUUUCAGUCAUUAUUUCUUGAAGAUUGCAUUCUCUCACCACCCCCUUCCAGCCUUUCCGCGAUUCUUAAACUAACCAUUUUUACAGCCAUGCUUUUUGAUCAUCCAUAAACUCUCCCCUUUCAUCUGUGUGUAGUUGUUAGGGCAGCUUAAAAGCAUGCAUGACCCUCUCUCUCACACAUUCUCUCUCAUCUGUCUGUCUCUCUCAUAUAACACUCAAAACCCACCUUCGAAAUCCCUUUAAAAAUGGCUGCCAGGCCUCCCUGACUGUCCCUCCAUCUCUGUCUUUUUGGGUGAGUUUCUUUAUCCGUUUCUGAGUCUUGGAGCAACUAAGCUCGCUCUAAGAAAGUGGGCUUCUUUUUCGUUUGCUCUCUUUAGAAGAGAACUUCAUGAGAUAUCCAUGGCUGCACAGCUCAUACUUCUCCUCCUAUUGUGCCUGAGCCAACACAUGUCGGCCUCAAUCCCAAAUACAGACCUUGAUGUGGCCAUUUCGGAGAUGCGAUCUGCUAAGUACUACUCUUAUGUCCUCUUACUUCAAAUGAUAGAGAGAAAAAUCCCUCUCAAUAUCACAUUCCUAAUGCCUACCGACAUCGCACUGUCGAGUGUUCUUCUCUCUGAGAAUGAGAUCACGAAGUUCAUAUUCAGCCACUCUAUCCCCACCCCUCUCUUGUUUGAUCACCUUACUUAUUUCCCUAGUGGUUCCAUGAUUCCAACUUGUGAGCCCGGGUUCAUGUUAAGGAUGGUUAAUGAUGAAUUGAGGGGAGUCUUCCUUAAUACUGUGAGGAUUACAGAGCCUAAUGUGUGUGUUGUGGGGUCCAUUAUUCGAUGCCACGGGGUUGGUGGGGUGCUGAUGUGGCAGAAUAUGACCAAAGGGACAAGUGCCCCUCUGCCCAUCAGCCCACCCCCAGCAUUGCCGAUGCACCAGCUGCCAGCAGUGGGACCCGCGAGUGCCCCAAAUGGGAGUGGCUGGACUUCACCUAUGAUGCCCUUCAGUCCAGGGAGUUUGGGGCCGAGCAAGUCUGGGGGUCUAAAGAAGUUGGUGUCUGAAAUUGUGAUUAUGGGUUUCUGUAUUUUCUUGGUUUUUGUAUGACCCUAGAGUUUUUUUAAGGGUAACAUGCUUUGUGUG
This is a messenger RNA of Amborella trichopoda, 1797 nucleotides long. NCBI's taxonomy places the organism in Eukaryota, Viridiplantae, Streptophyta, Magnoliopsida, Amborellales, Amborellaceae. The record is from RefSeq and is a predicted model, not a curated record.